Messenger RNA from Centruroides sculpturatus (bark scorpion), 9474 nucleotides. Its product is annotated as adenomatous polyposis coli protein-like. The record is from RefSeq and is a predicted model, not a curated record. The coding region runs from base 43 to 8019 and encodes 2658 amino acids. Gene Ontology annotation, molecular function: gamma-catenin binding; microtubule binding; beta-catenin binding. The transcript has 11 exons. Gene Ontology annotation, biological process: pattern specification process; cell fate specification; nervous system development. Gene Ontology annotation, cellular component: cytoplasmic microtubule; catenin complex; beta-catenin destruction complex. NCBI's taxonomy places the organism in Eukaryota, Metazoa, Arthropoda, Arachnida, Scorpiones, Buthidae.
GUUAAUAAUAUACCUGACAAUUUAACUACACGAAAUCAUCCAAUGAAUAUUACAAAUCAAGCUUCCAUUUGCUUCAGUACUUCUAAUACAUUGACAAAUCUUCAUGGAACUGCUACAAGUAUUCAACCUCUUGGAACUAAAGUUGAAAUGGUAUAUUCAUUGUUAUCAAUGUUGGGAACUCAUGGUAAAGAUGAUAUGAGUUUGAAGUUGUUGGAAUUAUCUAGUUCUGUAGAAUGUUGUAUAGCAAUGAGACAAUCAGGCUGUUUGCCAUUACUUAUUCAGAUUCUUCAUGGAAAUCCACAGAAUGAUGAUAAUGUUUCAAGAGAAGCAGAUCGAGAAGCUCGCCGAAAUGCAAGUCAAGCUUUACAUAAUAUUGUCCAUACUCACCCUGAUGAUAAAAGAGGGCGUCGUGAAGCUAGGGUAUUAAGAAUGUUAGAACAAAUAAGAGAAUACUGUAAUGCAAUGAGAGAUUUAGGUGGUCCAAUUCAAAAUGAUGAAAAUGCUAAUAAAGUUGACCAACAUCCAGGACCAUCAAUUGCAGCAUUAAUGAAACUUUCAUUUGAUGAAGAACACAGACAUGCAAUAUGCCAAUUAGGUGGUCUUCAAGCAAUAGCUGAAUUAAUUAAAGUAGAUCAUGAUGUUCAUGGAAAUACCAGUGAUAGUUUCUGUCUGACGUUAAGAAGAUAUGCUGGAAUGGCUCUUACGAAUUUGACAUUUGGAGAUGGUACAAAUAAAGCACUAUUAUGUUCAAUGCGACCAUUCAUGCAAGCUUUAGUAUCACAGCUACAUUCUCCUAAUGAAGAUCUCAGACAGGUUACUGCUAGUGUUCUUCGUAACCUGUCUUGGAGAGCUGAUGCCGAUAGCAAAAAAGCUUUGAGAUCUGUGGGAGUUGUUACUACUCUAAUUAAAGCAGCUAUGGAAGCUACAAAAGAAUCCACAUUAAAAAGUAUAUUAUCAGCACUUUGGAAUCUUUCAGCACAUUGCAGUAACAAUAAAGCUGAUAUCUGUGCGGUAGAUGGAGCUUUAGCAUUUCUUGUUGGUACACUUGUUUAUAAAAGUCCAUCAAAAACACAUUCUGUAAUUGAAAAUGGUGGUGGAAUUUUAAGAAAUAUUUCUAGUCAUAUAGCUCUAUGUGAAGAAUAUAGAGCAGUUUUACGUAAGCACAGAUGUUUACAGACUCUGUUAGAGCAUUUAAAGUCACCAAGUUUGACAAUUGUCAGUAAUGCUUGUGGAACUCUGUGGAAUCUGUCUGCACGCUGUGUUCAGGAUCAACGUAUUCUAUGGGAAUUAGGAGCUGUAAAUAUGUUAAGACGGUUAAUACAUUCACGACAUAAAAUGAUUGCUAUGGGUAGUUCUGCAGCCUUAAAAAAUUUAUUAACUGCAAAAAUACCUGGAACAACUUACUGUUUUAAUAGUAUGUAUGAAUCAGGACAUUUUGGUAUUAAUACACCAUCUCUUCUAGUACGUAAGCAGAGAGCUUUAGAAGCAGAAAUUGAUCAUAAUUUAUCUGAAACUUAUGAUAAUAUUGAUAGUCCAAAAAAUAGUCCCACUCAUAAUGCAAAUCUAGAAAACAGAUUUGCUUUUCAUAGUAUUCAGCAACCAAGAUAUACGGUUUCUUUACCUGGUUGUAUCUAUGACAAUGGUCAAGUUAGAUCACAAGAAGUUACCCGUUCUAUUAGUCAUGAUAGUUUAGGAAGUACACAUUCUGAACCUCUUUAUCCUCAUCUCCAAAGUGGUGCUUUUAGACUUAUUUCAAGAAAUGCAAAAUUUGUUUCACCAGAUCAUAGACAUUAUUCUGUAAAAAUAGCAGAAUGGAAAAAUUUUCAACUGUCUUCUUUUAAAGAUAAUUAUUUGCCCUUUAUAAAGUGUUCAGUUUUGCCAAAUCAGAGUUUACAUAGUAGUAUAAAUGAUGGAAAUUCAAUUAAUUCUGAAUUUUUAGAAAAAGAAAGUGAAGGUAUGAGUUCUUUGAAUGAGUCUAAAUUUAUAAAUAUUGAUUCCAUAAAUAAUUCAAUUGAAGAAAGAAUUAAAUUAGAUUCAAAUGAAUUGAAUAGUCUAGAAGGUGAAGUAGAAACUUCUGAUGAUGAUUCAGAUAAAAGUGAACAAAAAAAUUUAAAUAAUUCUACGUUAGAAGUAUCUACUUAUAAAAAACAAGCAAAUCAUUUAAGUAAAUUAGCUACAAUUGCACAAAAAAUUGAUUUUUUCAAUAUUGAAGAUCAUGAUACUCACGAACAACCUAUUGAUUAUAGUUUAAAAUAUAGAGAAGAAAAUGUGGCCUUAAUUUCUGAUAUUGAAGAAAAGUGUCCACAUCCUAAAAUUGAUAAUUUUAUGUUAAAAAAUAGUCCAGUAUGUUCUUAUAAAGAAUCAUCAUCAUCAGUUGUUAAAAAUGAUAAUAACUGGAAUAAUAAUGAAAUCUGUGUAACGUUGUCAGAAAAUGUCACAAGUGAAAGUUGUAUUAGAGAUGUAACUGAUAAAAGGCCAUUUUCAGAAACUGAUUUUGAUAAUCCUGAUCAACCAACUGAUUUCAGUCAGAAAUAUACUGAACAUAUUGAUCCAUUAGAAUUAUAUCCAUCUCAGACCCAACAUAAAAAAGAAAGUUCCAAACUAUUUAAUUGUUCUAAUACAGAAAUUACUUAUGAUAAAUCUGAAUCUAAACAUUAUACAAAUGAUGAUACAGUUAAAAUUUAUUGUACAGAAGACACACCAUUAAAUUUCUCAACAGCAUCAUCUCUAACUGAUCUCCAAGAUAUACAUUUAUCUGCUUCCUCAGAUACUUGUUUAUGUCUAAAAAGCAAAGACAAACUGUCUGUUAAUGCUGAAAGAGAAGCAAUUUCUUCUUCUGAUUCAAAAGGAACUAUGCCUUUUGUUUUGGAAACAACUUGUAGAAAUUCUAUGCUGAUUGAGCCAACUUCAUAUUGUGAAAAGAAAAAUAUUGAAAAACCCAAUUCUGAUUCUAAGAAAGAAGUAUGUGCUGUUGAAAAAGAAGGAAAAACAGUUACAUUUGGAGAGGAAGUUAAUUAUGCUGAAGAAACACCAUUAAUGUUUUCACGAUGCAGUUCUCUUGGAUCUCUCAGUAGUUUUGAACAACAUUCGAUUCAAGAUGAUCGCAGUUCAGUUAUUAGUGAUUUCAGUCGUCGAGCUAGUGAAGUUGUAUCUCCAAGUGAUUUGCCAGAUUCUCCCAGUCAGACUGUUCCACCUAGUCCACAUAGAGAUAAAAAAAAUAUAUUUGAGUUUAAAGAUUCAACUGCCCUUCCUGAAAAAAUGAUAUGUCCAGAUGAAUCAUUUAAAGAAAAAAGUAUAUUUGAAGAUUCAAAAACAUCAUUUGCUGAAGAAGGAACACCAGCUGAAUUUUCAAGAGCAACAAGUUUAAGCUCGUUGACUAUUGAUGAUGAUCUAAAACUUCCAAAAAACUUGGAUUUAAAAGAUAAAGCUCCAGAAAAUAAAUUUCAUAUAGAUAAACAACUUAUUGAAAAAAGAACAGAAAAAGUGACAUCAGUAGAUUCUGAAAAAAGACAUUUAGAAGAAAAUUCUAGUCAUAGUAGUAGCAAUGAAUUUAGUCCAGUUGGUGAAGAUGAAAAAUCAGAUUUGUCUGAAGCUGAAUCAACUGAAAAUGAUAUGCUUGCUGCUUGCAUCAAUUCUGGAAUGCCAAAUAAUAGUAGUUACCAUAAUGGACAUAACAACAGUAAAUUGAGAUCUAAAUUAAAUAAUCUUGGCAAUAUUUCUAGACAAUUAAGAACAAGCAACUUGCCAUCGAAAUCUAACAAUGUUAAACUUAAUCAGCCUGUUUUGAAUAUUAGUAAACCUAUAAUUUAUUCUAAUAUUCCUACUGCAAAUUCAAAUUUGAAUCUUCAUGCAGGCAGCUUUGGUGACGAUAGUUUAAAAAUAUACAAAACAGAAGAUACUCCAUCCAAUUUAUCACAUGCCACAUCUUUAAGUGAUUUAAGUAAUGUUUCUUGUACAGAAAGUAAUAGAGAUGUAGAGGUUUCAAAAUCAAAUCGUGAUACAUGUUCUGAUAGCAGUUCACUUUGUGAUGAAAAUGAUAAUCUUCUCUUGCAAUGUAUUCAAUCAGGAAUGCCUCAGUCAAAAAAGAAAUCAAAAGAAAUUGACCAUUGUGGAAGAAGUUCAGUACCAGAUGUUCCAUUUAAAUCAAAAUUACCAUUUUUGAACUACAGGAAACAAUCUGAUCCAAAUUCUUUAAAACAGAAUGUUUUGAAUUCGCCUACAGAAUUUAAAUCAAAUACUUUUGCACAUCAUAAAACAUUUGCAAAUCAGAAAUCUGUAAUGAACAAUUGCUGCUUACUAAAUCAAACUUGGAAAAAUAAUAAUGAUGAAAAACAUGCAAAAUCAUCUCAAACCAGAAUUCAUCAAAGGUCACAUUCUGUUACAUCAGUUCAGUCAUUAUCAAAUCAAGGAGACACUUGUACUUUUAAUUCUCUCUCACAAUCAGAUUCUCCAAAAGUUUAUGAAGUUGAAGGAACACCUGUUAAUUUUUCUUGUAAUGAUUCUUUAAGUUCUCUUAGCUGUGAAGAAGAGAGUGAUGUAAAGAAAGAGCACAAAUUUAAAAGAAAAAAUUUAGAUUAUUGUAGUAGAAAAAAUGAGAAAGUUUUGAAAAAUGAAUCUUGGUUGUCAAGUCCUACACAAAUAGCGUGUCUACAUUCUUCAAUACCCGAAAAGUGCAUUCAAACUUAUUCUGAACAAAAAAUAACAAAAAAUCAUCAUCAAAAUGAAGCACAAACUUAUUCUUCAACUCUAAAUCAAGAAAAACAGCAAAAUUCAUUAGAUGUGAAUGAUGUAAAAGGAGCAACAGCAAAUUUUUCCAGGAACAAUUCCUUAAGUUCUCUUAGUGUGGAUUCAACAGAUGAACCAUCUUCAUCAGAACAAGCUCUUUUGGAAGAAUGUAUUAAUAUUGGUAUGCCUAAAGAUAAAUCAGUGAAAGAAAAGCAUGGUAAAAAUAAAUCUAAACAAGGGAAUUUGCAUUCCAAAUUACCUGUAAGAGAAAGUAGUGAUCAAAUGUAUAAAAGCAGUAAGCAAAAAAAAACAGAAGAUAAUAUUAAUAGAGGAUCUGCAUCUUUAGCAAGAGGUACAACGUUCUCAGAAAUAAAUGAGAAAAAUGAAGAGAAAGGAAUGGAAGAUGAGAGAACAAAAGAGAAGCAAAAAUAUACAAACUUUGAUUCUUUCAAUAAAUAUCCAUCGUCAGAAAUUCAGAAAAAAAAUGUAGAAACAAGCUUUAUCGUCCUAACCCAAGAAGAAAACAUAGAUAGUGGAAUUAAUGAAAAUAUUACUGAAAAAUAUGAAGAAUCAGAUCAUAAUACACAUUCAUCUCCCAAAAAGCAUCACAAUAUUGAAAAAACUGAUGAAUGUAGUGAAACCUCAAACAGUAAUCAUGUUUCUUUAAGCACAUCAACAGUAAUAAAACUAGAGGCUCAAAAAGUAGGAGCAGCAAUUGAAGAACUUGUUGAAGAUAUGACCCAAAGCAGUAUUAGUUGCACUUCUGAUAUUGAAAAUGUUAAUCCACCAUCAGUAAUGGAUUUAAAUAUUAGUUUAUCUAGCAACAGCAUGUCUGAAUGGUUUCCAAAUAAAUUAGAUUCAGCUAAAAGGAAUAACAGUAAAAGAUUAUUUAAUAAUACUCGAAAACAUAUUCCCGAAUCUGUGAGACGUGCUUUGGCAGGGAAUUUUGAUGUAAUGAAAAUAAGUUCAAAUUCAGACAUUUUAUGCAAUAUCAAGCCACCUUCAGCAAUGGGAUCAAUAGAAAAUCUUAGCUUAAAAAGUAGUUGUACUUCAGAUUUACUUGAAAAUGUAAAUCCUCCAUCUCUAAUGGAUGAUGUAUCCAUGAUAGGAAGUAGUAUAAGUUUAAACAGUGUAAGUUCUGAUAUUCUAGAGAAUCGUUCUCACAGUACUAACAAUGUUAAAGAUCAUACAAAUGAUAUUUAUGAUCGAUUAAAUGCUGCUGCAGCAAUGGUUGAAAUAUAUUCAAGAGAAUAUACUUCUUUACAUAAUGGUAGUGUCAAAAGUUCUCACAGUUCAGAUAUGAUUGAACAUAUUAAACCACCUUCAAUGACACACAAUAUAACUGAAGUUACAAUUGAAGAUGCAACAGAAUUAGCAUCUGAUACUUUAGAAUCAGAUACUGAAUUAGGUGAAGAUUUACCCUGUGAUGAUGAUACUGGUUCUGAAACAUUAAAAGCACCCAAUAUUCCACCGUUGACUAAAGAUGAAAUAUAUGAAGGCAGUACUGAAAAUUUAAUGAGUUCAUUCAUUGAUACAGAUACUUUGGAAUUCGAAAAAGAUGAAUGCAAUAGCAAUAAUAUAGAAAUGCCUUUACCAAAUAUGAAUAUUACAGCUGAACAAAUGAAAGUGCUUCAAGAAAAUGCUCAAUUAGUUGUCACAACUUUAAAUGAAAUUCAGAUGUCUGGUUCUUCAGAAAGUGAUCCAGAUGCUGUCAAUAGUAAUGAAAUGAUUGAAGAUGAAACCUUAUCUUUAGUAUCAGAUGAAUCUGAUGAUCCUUCUCAAACUGAAGAGAUUGAAACAAUAUCAGAACAAUAUGUUUCUAAAAUGACUUCAAAUAACAUUGAAAAUUCUGAGAUAGUUCCUACAAGUACAGAUAAAUUGAAAGUUUUAAAAACCAAACCUAUAUCACCAAAUGCCUCAUCUAAUGUUGCAAGACUGUCAUUUAGUUCUCAAAAAAAUAGUAAUACUAGUAAUGAUCCAAUUCUUCCUUUAGAAAAAUCUCAAAAGCCAAUAAAUGAGCUUUCUAAAGAUGAAGUAAUAAAAGAAGAGGAGAAAACUAAAAGUGAAGAUCAAAGUUGUCGACCAAAAUCAUUAAUUAAACAAGGAACUUUUACCAAAGAUAAACCAGAAUCCAAUACAAAAAGAAUAUCUAAUAUUUUACAUUCUAAAAUCAAAGAAAAUAAAAUUGCAAUUAAUGAUGAUAAUCAACAAACAGUUAAGAUCAACUCUGUAAAUAAAAUACAUGAGAAAAAGAUUCCUGUAGGACAAACUAGGAUUAGUUAUUUGGCACGACCUUCCGGAAUACAAAAUGCACCCACUAGAACUUAUGAACUUAAAAACACUUAUAAAAGUUUGCAACAAUCAACUGCAAAUCAGAGUGUUGUUAAUACAAAAGAUAAGCCAGACUCUUCCAGAAGCCAGAGUCCUAAUUUAUUGAAUAAUGCUAAUCAUAACGGAUCAUUAGACAAUUGUUCAACCAGUAAUGUCAGUUUAUCUUCUGCAUCGUCAUCUAGUACUCUUCCUGAUAAAAGUCGUGGAAGUGUCAAGAAAGAAGUAGGCAGUAAAGUUGCUUCUAUUUGGAAAAGUAAAAAAUGUUCCAGAACUUAUUCAUCAGUUUCAACAUCCAAUAAGAAACCAGCUGUGUCUUCUCCAGCUACACAAACAACUGGUAACUAUCAAUAUCAAUCAAGAAAAUCAGUGUCAUCAAACAGGUUACAGUCACCAGUUCCUCAUAUUCCAUCUCCACGUGAAGGUUUAAGUCGAAGCUCCACUUACGAAAAAUUAUCAACAAAUGAAGAGAAAACUGAAUGUUCUGCAGAGAAGACAACUGUAAAUAUUUUAAAAAGUAGAACCAAAUGUUCUUUCAGUUGGAAUAAAGGUGAACAAGGAAAACAUUUAGGCGAAACUAGCAAAACAAGAACAAAUACUAAUGUAUCAACUUGCAAAUCUGAACAAGAUUUUUCUAAAGAUUCCUUUAAAAUUCAGCAAGGUUCACCACAAGGGUCCAAAACAAAAAUAUCUGGAAAUCAAUGCAAGAUUCAAAAUUCUUUGCAUUAUAAUCAUUCCAUUUCAAAAAUGAAUAAAAAUGAAAGCAAACCAGUAUCUGCUGUAGUUAGUCCAUUUAAUUAUAAUCCAUCAGCCAUAAAUUCUAAGUCUAAAAGUGAUGUGCCAAGUAAAUCUAUGAUACCUGCACCAAAAAAGAGUACUGGUGUUCGUAAUGCAGUUGGUGGAAUUCGCACAGAAGAAAACGAAGGGAAACGGGUACGAAGAACUUGCCUUGUAACCAUGGUGUGAAAUUAAACUCUUUCCACAUUUUUAAAGUGGUGCUGAAACUUCAAAGAAUUCCAUAUUUUAAGUAAAUUAUAAAAUAAGACUAUUUAUUGUUAUGGUUGGACAACAUAAAAAAACCAUGUAUGUGUGUCUGUCUGUGUUUCUGUGUAACUGCUCACAGUGAACUGAACAUGUAAUAAGAGUGCUCCACAAAGAACUAUAAGUUUUGUUUUUUCAACAAAGAAAAAGGAAAUCAAUGGAUUGUGCGUAUGAAAAUUUCAAUACUCAAAUUUUUCAAGAAAAUGGAUGAAUAGAAAAAUUAUUGUGUGUGUUGUUUAUUAUUAUUAUUAUUAAUUAUUAUUAUUAUUAUUAGUAUAUUUUUUGUUUAAAAGUUCAAAGCAUUAAUAGUGUGCCUGAAUAGAUAAUAUUCAUUUGCUUGAUAAUUUUCCAACAAAGUAUAUAUUUAUAUACAGUAUGUUAUUUUUAACUUCUUAUGUUAGAUGUUAAAAAUUCUUCCAUAGUUGUAUGCAAAUUAUUCAUACAAUUAGAUAUUGACUUCUCCCUCAUAUUUCUAAAUACAUAAAUUAUUACUAUCUGUUAAUGAAUAUUGUCCUGUAAAAAUAUUUUUAUUUUAUAUUUUUAUUUUAUUUGACAAAUGUCAUUGUGAUUGUAAAAAUUACUAUUUUAUGUAUAUGUCUUAUUUAGGAUAAAAUGUAUGAGAACUAGCAUAGAAAAUUUAUCAAAUGCAUUUAUCUUUAAAAUCAUUUCAGAUUUACCUUUAACAAUGAACGUGAAAUAAUAAGUUAAAUUCUUUAAUAUUUGUAUGUGAUAUUCAGCUUUAUAAAAUUUGACAUGAAAUAGUUUGCAAUAAUAAUUUAAAUUUCAAGAUAAUUUUUUAGAUUUUUCCAACAAUACAAUAUACCAUACAAUAUUAAUGAGAAGAAUAUAUAAGAAAACAAAUCUGUCCAUUUAAUAUCAGAAAUUUUCUGCUAAUUAUCAAUAUAUAUUAUAUAUAUGUAUAUAUAUAUACAUACACAUAUAGAAAACUGUAUCAACAUAAAUUUCAAAUCUGAAUAAAAUCUUACGUCUUAGUAACUAAGGAAUACUUUCUUAAUUUUGUAUUAUAAAAUCGGUAUGAGCAGUAAGUUCAUAUAUCACGAAUUAUUUACUGUAUCAAUGAAACAUAGAAACAUUAAUAUAAUUUGAAGUUAUUUAGAAGAAGAAAGUUUCAUUAUGUUAAUAUUUCCAUCUAUUAUAAUUAUUAUUUAACAAAUUAUCAUUGUUUUGAAAGAAAAUUGUAAUAUAAUCCAAUCAUCAACAGUUCAGCAGUUCCAAAUAAUCCAAGCCUCAAAUUCAGUCAAUCAGUAUUUAUAUAUGAAAUGUCUAGUUAAUAAAAAAUAAAUGUAUGUGCACUAUUAUAUAAUUGUUUUUGUGAUUUGUGUGUUGUUUUCAUGUUUCAGAAUUAUUAAUUUACAAAUA